GGAGGAAGCGAAUUGUGCUUGUAAAAUCCGCAUUCCGCCCUUUUCUGUCGCGGCCACAAGAUCGGUUUAUCUUAUGUAAUUCAUCGCGAGUGCACCGCCGAACCCUUCGCGUCGUGCGUGCGCGUGUGCGUGCGUGUGUCGCGAGCGAUGCCGUGGCCAUUUUCGCGUUUCGCCCGUUUCGUAAUCGUUUUAUCAGCUCCAUACUUGAAUUCAACAAGUAAUGCAGGUCGCCACGCCGCCCGUCGCGGGGAGAGGGGGGCCGCGUGCUGCCGAUUUUGCACCGCGAACCACCGCGAGGCGAACGAGGGUCCGGGAGGAUUCGAGCGAUCGAGGACGUGGAGAAUCAACGGAUGACCACAGAGAGAAGACUCUAUACAACAUGCCACCAGAUAGGCCAGAUGCAUCGGGUAUCGAAACUAAUAUAGAACUGAACUCGUCUCAGGAUUAUAAUUUCGGGGAAACCGCCUACGCGAUGAACGACAAGGAAAAGGAGAAUGCCAGUGUACUGGCAGACUCAAAUUCGACCAACGAAUGUCAGAGCGAAAUUCCUAGAUGGGAAAAGUCCAUGGAGAAGAACAAUCAAUCAGACGACGAGCUGACGUCUCUCAGUUGGCUACAUCAGCAGAAUUUACUUAAGGGUUUGGAUAUUUCAAACCCCUCCAAAGACAUAAAGCACGAGAACAUGAACAUGCUGAACAAUAAUAUCUGCGACGACAUAACAGACUUUUCCGAAAACACAAAUUCUGUAUCGAGUUUGGAUGAUAGUUUUUGUCCAGAGAACAAUGGAAAAGCAAGUGUUACACUGAACGGAAACGGACAAAGCUAUCAGCAUCCCACCAAGAAUUGUCAAAAGCCCACGCAAAUAUUUCAGGAAUCUGCAAAAAGUCAUUGCAAUAUUUCGCCAAGUAAUCAAACGAAGAUUUCUUUGAGCAACAAUAAUUUGCCAAUGUCUAAUCGCAACAAACAUCCUACCCACAUACCAUAUGAUCCUCAUUUACACAGAAAUAGCAAACCACCAUAUUCAUUCUCCUGCCUCAUAUUUAUGGCUAUCGAAGAUAGUCCCGGAAAGGCGUUACCUGUGAAGGAGGUUUACGCGUGGAUUCUGGAACACUUUCCAUAUUUUAGGAAUGCUCCUACUGGAUGGAAAAACUCUGUCAGGCAUAAUUUGAGCCUCAACAAGUGCUUUCGGAAAGUGGAGAAGGCUCCAAAUUUAGGAAAGGGAUCAUUGUGGAUGGUGGAUGCACAAUACCGCCCAAAUCUGAUUCAAGCGUUGUCUCGCGCUCCUUUUCCUCCCCCUACAACCCAAAAUCUGUCUUCGUCGGAAAAGGUGCCCAGAAAAUGCGUAAAUACACGUCUCCCAGAUCCGGUUCUCUUUCCAUACCUAUCCAAAAGACUGGCGUCUAGCAAUAUUAACGAUAGCACAGAAACUGAGAUAGAUAGUGACGUUGAUGCAGCGGCUGCCGCUAUGCUUUCCUUCAAGCAUGGACCCAUCAUUCUAAAUCACAAUAAAGAUCGUAAACGAAAAUUGCCAGAAUCGGAAAAGCUGGUACCUAUAAUUACCAGGAGUUCUAGCGAGGAUCAUACUUACAGCUGUGUAGCCUCAAUAAAAUUGGGAAGCAAACAUCCGAAUGAGGAAGAACUAAAUCCAGAUUUUGAUGAACAAAGGAAGAUCGCGGAAGGUGCGGAUGCGCUUUUGAAUUUAGCUGGUGUUAGCACGACGCUGAAUCACAGUAGAACACAUCACGUGACACAAGGUAUUAAUACAGCAUCGAAAUCAGAAGUUAUUACAAAACCAAAAAAACGUUCUACCACGAGUGAUUACUCAAGCACGUCUGAGAAAAGGCGCAAGAGAUGGCGAGACUGGGGUGAGGAAAAUCGAUACCUAAAACAAAUUAGGGGUUAACACAUUGACAUAUUUUGUUACAUUACAAAGGUGUACAUUGUCGAGAGCUUUCCGCUUGUGCUGAAUCGCGGAAGCGUUUAAAUGUUGAAAAUUUUGUCAUCUCUAGUAACAGGAAAAGAGAUACUUUUGUUUUAUAGUAUUGUAAAUUUCUUAUUCACAUUUAAAAGCGUAUAGAGUCAACUUUUAUGGAAAUUUCUCUUGGUUUUUAGUCAUAAUACACACGAAAACGCGCAUGUAAAAUUCUUCCGUAACUUCUAGUUAUACUAAUAAAAAAAGAGGGUUGUUGGAUGCAUUUCGAAUUGAUUGGUGUGGUUGCUCAGGGUUUACAACAUGCUAUAUGCCAAAAUACAUUCGGUAGCACUAAACAACAAGCAAUAAUAGAGAUGUAGUGUUAAAGAGAUACUUUUUAAACACGUUGAAACAUGAAUACAAUUAAAUAGUACGUGGAAAUAUAUAUAUAUCGAUAAAGAAAUUAUUAUUACAUACAUGAAGUAAGUAAUAAUCAUUUUAGAACUGUUGUGAGACAAUUAUAUUAAGUCAUAGAGAGUUUAAUUAAUAAUAAAGUUCUAUAUCAGUUUUUUUCUUCUUUUUUUUUGUAGAUAUGUAUAGAGGCAUAAUCAACAUCUGCUGUCAUGAAGCCUGUCCCAACAGUAACGAGACCUAUUGUUUUCAAACGUAACGUGGCGAUCUUUGAUGUCGAAUCAACGCCCGAUUUGAAGCCCAGUGUUACCAUAAUUUUAUUUCGUGGGAUUCUAGUCUCGUUAUUCUUGAGACAGGCCGCGUGUAUUUAGAUAGAAAGAGAGACAGAGAUCGAUAACAAUAUAUUUAAAACGAUUACACACAUACAUAUGUUUAUGUAUAUGUGUAUAUAUGUAUAUAAAAUGUAUGUAUACGUGCAUGUAUAUGCAGAUGUACACAUUGCACGCAUCAAACUCGUCAUACUCGUUCAUGUGUGUAUACAGUCAAACUCCUAAAUUUUCUCGAUUCGAGAUGAAAUAAUCUUUCUGUUCUUCAUUUUGUAUAUUUGAAUACGAAGUAUAGUAUGCAAAAUGAAAAUGUCAUUGUGUAUGCAUCAUGUUCAUGCAUGCAUCAUUCACAUAUUUCAUGUAUGUGAUAAAAUAAAAAAUGUAAAAUAAUGGAAGAGAAGAGGUAUAUGUAUAGUAUAUAUGGAACAGUGUUGUCUAAGUUGAGAAAUUUUCUCCAAAAUUUGAGUUUUGUUAUUACGAGAUUUAUUGGAAUUUUUUAAAAGGGUCAAAAAGUUUAGAGGAAAAGAAUCAAAAAGUUUAGAGAAUUUUUAAGGAUGAAAGAUAGCAUUUAUAAUAUUUUUUAGAAUUGCAUUAAUUUAAAAUACAUCAAUUUUUUACUUAUAUUUAUUAUAAAUUUUUAUUAUAAAAUAUAUGUUUAUAACCUGACAACACUAGUAGGUUGAAAAUUCAUUAAGAAUUGAUUAAGAAUAAGGGAGUUUGAUUGUAUAAAUAUAUAUUCAAGAUGUUCUCAAAUUCGCGAUUACAAAGUUUAUGAAAAACUAAAUUAUAAAAAUUCACGUUUUAUCUUUUUUUUAAAUUUCAAGCAAUAGUUUGUAUUAGCCACAUUUGAACAAUCUGUCUGUCAAAUUAUUCAAAAAUGAAAGUGUAAAUUUGUGAACACCAUACAAUUUGUUCAAUUGUACAUUGUUUUUACCAUAUCACAAAUUCUCGUAAUUAGAAAAAAAUUAUUAGUUGCAAUUGAAAAGUGUUUUCAUGAUUUGAUUUUUCACAGACUUUCGAUUAUAGCGCUUUCAUACGCGAAAUUGAAAGCAUUCUGCAUGUGUAAACACAACCGUGUGCAUCGUUGCACAUGUACAACAGAUGUGCCACAAACGUAUUAUUAAAAAAAUAUUUAAAAAAUAAUAAAAAAGGUAUUCAGAUACAUUCGACGUAGUUUCGAAACGAAGAACUAAAAUUAUCGUUUCACAUCUUUUUCUACUCUCUUCGUGGCUUUCAAGAUGAUUUUAAACAGUGUUGUACAUAUGUAGACCUUCUAAUGUAUUCACAGACCAGUUUUUUGUAUUCAGUUGAAAACUGAAUAUAUAGUGAUCGUACUGAGAUGUCAAUAUCGAUCGGAGAGAUGAAAAAUAACGCUACAUGGAAAGACAACUUAUUUUUAUAAGAAAAAUCGUUAACACUAAGGAGAGAGAGAGAGAGAGAGGGGGGGGAUUGAUGAUACUUUGUAAUUGUAAGAUAUGUACGUAUACUACAAAGCAUGCGAGAGAAAUAUUGUGCAAACUGGUCUUGUAUACAUUAACAUGUAGUCCAAUAUAGAGAGAACAUAUAUUUUUACAGGGCGCUGCCCGCGUGAUAAAGGUUCUUCCUAAUAAUUCGCUGGUACGCAAUUUAUUAGCUUAAAUAUCACUCUACAAAGUAUAAAUAUUAGUAAACUCGGAUGUGAGAGGGACAGACAACACUGUUGUAGCGCAACCUGAUCGACUUUCUACAUAUCAACGUUCACGGCGCUCGUGAAAUUUUCUAUUUGUCAUUUUCAGAAUUCAUCCGGGAUUACUUCGAUAUCCUCUGAUGUAUCAUUCAAAGAGUUCACUAUCCGCACUAUAGAGUGCUAGUUUCAUAGCAUAAUUACGUGCAUUGUAUGUAGGAUUUGAAUAGCGUCUUAAAUUAAUAAUAAUUUCAUAAUAUUUAACUUUUUGAUUUUAUUGUUUUUAUUAAUGUAGCAGAUUAGUCGCUGGAAAGUUGAAAAUGUUGAUUGUUUGAAGUAGGAGAUAAAGAAUAUUGGAAAAUACGAUUUGUGUGAAAUAAAAACAGGAUGCGCUACAUCAAAAUAUUUUAUGUGAUUGUAGCUAGUCAGCUACACCAGAAAAGAAUUCAAUCUAAAGGUGCAAGAAAGAAUGCCAUAUUCAAUAAAUAAUGACUAUCGAUUUUAUUUGACAAGAGAAAAAGGAGUCUCAAUAUAUUAUUUCAAUGAAAUUGAAAAAAAUGACCGAACUAAUUAAUUUCCAAGACUUAUGUGCGUCUUCUAACUUCAAAUUAUUCUAUGUAUUGAACACUAUGCUCAAUGUUACUCAAUGUAAUUUGUAUGAAAUUUAGCUGCGAGCAAAUUAUCUUUUUAUUGUUUUUAAAUUUUAUUUUACUGUUAUUAUAUCUCUGUGAUAUAUUGCAAGAUGAAUACAAUGUUAUCGUUGUUAUACUUCAUUGUAUCCGAAGUUUUAGAAUUCUAUAUAUUAUGUUGUUUAGCGAGAAAGAGUUAUAUACAUAUAUAUAUAUAUAUACACAUAUAUACAUGUAUACAUAUAUAUGAUUAUAUUAUUAACUGGCAUUCUUACUCACACCUUGAAUACUCUACUUUGAUAUCGACUUUAAACAAGCUGGCAUCUUCAAAUUGAUAAUCGUAAAUCGGAAAUUUAAUGUUGUAGUUUCAUGAUUUGUUUCAUUCUUUUAGUCUACCUCGCGUUUGCUAUGACUGAACAUCUGUUACUCCACAGAAUAGCUCAUUCUAAAUUAAUCAGCUGUUAGAAAGUGGGAUGCCACAUUCAUCAAUCAUAAUACAGUGUAGCUAAUCGAUAGGUUAAAAGUGUAGAUUAAAUCGAUUAGUCGCAUAAUGUAAAGCAAUACACCAGUAAAUCCUGACAUUGGGGCGAAAUACUCUAGUCAGCCGGUUUCUCGUAAAAGGAAAGUGGGCUUAUGUGCAAUGCAUUAAUCGCAGAGUCGAUACGACGAUGACGAGAUAGACUAUUAUUCUGUAAUUGCAUUACAUUUACAUUGCAGAGGGAAUAAGUAUUAACAUCGCGUAUUUUCUUAACGCCGUAGCGCCGAUCUAUUACACGAUACAAAUUUACAAUUAUUUGUAUAUAAGUUAUAUCAUUUUACGCGGAAAUGUUAUUACAACCGGCUGACAAGCGAAGUCAUCCUAUGACAGACACCAAAAA
This is a messenger RNA of Monomorium pharaonis (pharaoh ant), 5819 nucleotides long. Its product is annotated as forkhead box protein N3. Lineage: Eukaryota; Metazoa; Arthropoda; Insecta; Hymenoptera; Formicidae. The transcript is spliced from 6 exons. Gene Ontology annotation, biological process: regulation of DNA-templated transcription. The coding region runs from base 221 to 1903 and encodes 560 amino acids. Gene Ontology annotation, cellular component: nucleus. The record is from RefSeq and is a predicted model, not a curated record. Gene Ontology annotation, molecular function: DNA-binding transcription factor activity; cis-regulatory region sequence-specific DNA binding.